UGUUGCUUAAUUAUCAAAAAUGAUUAUUCUGAGAUUUGUCCCUUUUCGCCGCUCCUUCCUCUUUUUCCGUCUUAAAUAUUCCUAAGACUGUUAAUUCCUCCGCGUUAAGAUUCCUCUCUUCCUUUUAUUCCUCUUCUUCGUUUCACAACUCCUUCAAACCCUUUCAAACGAUUUGUUUCUUCUAAUUCGUUCCUUCUUCUCAAAGAUCCGAUCCGAUUGCUAAGAUCCGAAACUUUUGAAUAUGGCGGAAGAGCAUAGAUGCGAAGCCUCGGAGGGCCACAGGCUCUGCGUCAACAACUGUGGCUUCUUCGGCAGCCCAGCCACCAUGAACCUCUGCGCCAAAUGCUACAAGGAUAUCCAUCUCGAAGAGCAACAUCACGCCUCUUCCAAAUCCUCCAUCGAAAUCGCUCUCUCCUCCUCCUCCGCUGCUUCUUCUUCAUCGUCUUCUUCGAAUUCGUUGACCGAGUCUCUCCCUCCUCAUCCUCCUCCGGCGCUGACCUUGCCGGAGGUCAAAUUACAGCUCCCUCCACCGGCUGCUGCAGCUGCUCAUGUCGCCGCAGAAGCUGACGUGGCGGCGGUGACGGUAACGGCGGCGGCGAAAUCACAGCCGAACCGGUGUUUGAUGUGUAGGAAACGGGUCGGGUUGACCGGGUUCAAGUGUCGGUGCGGGACCACGUUUUGUGGGGUCCACAGGUACCCGGAGAAGCACGCGUGCACUUUCGAUUUCAAGGCUGUUGGAAGAGAGGAGAUCGCGAGAGCUAAUCCUGUCAUCAAAGCCGAGAAGCUUCGGAAGAUUUAAAUUAGGACCGUUAAAUUUGUGAAUUUCCACCGUUGAUCAUCAUGUCCUAGUAUUAUAUAUAUAUUUCUUUCUUUUUCUUUUUUUUUUUAACUUUUUUUUUCUCGUUUUUUAAAAUAAGUUUUUAUCAUAUCUGGUUUUGCUUGUAAAAAAACGAAAUGAGAAGUUUCAAAUUUGGGUGCCA
This is a messenger RNA of Quercus robur (English oak), 980 nucleotides long. Its product is annotated as zinc finger A20 and AN1 domain-containing stress-associated protein 6. Gene Ontology annotation, molecular function: DNA binding; zinc ion binding. Bases 242 to 799 code for a protein of 185 amino acids. The transcript has 2 exons. The record is from RefSeq and is a predicted model, not a curated record. Lineage: Eukaryota; Viridiplantae; Streptophyta; Magnoliopsida; Fagales; Fagaceae.